Messenger RNA from Chrysemys picta bellii (western painted turtle), 4931 nucleotides. The record is from RefSeq and is a predicted model, not a curated record. NCBI's taxonomy places the organism in Eukaryota, Metazoa, Chordata, Testudines, Emydidae.
AGAGUCGUGAACCUCCCUCCCCCGCCCCGGCAGAUCCCUGGGAGGGCGUCCCCGCUUGGGCUUCCCGUCUCCAUCCCGCGCCCCACGGCGCUUCCCGCUGCUUCGCCCGGCCAGGGGAGCGCCGCGCCGCGUAGCGCCGCGCUGCGGGGGCGUUGACAGGGCGAUGCCAGUCAGCCACGGGGAGGCGCGCCCUGAGCCCGGGCGCGGGACUAGCUCCCCUCGGCCCGGGCGCGUCCCACAGGGCGGCUGCUGCUGAGCCAGGCUCCGCGGGAGAGACGCGCAGAUGUCUGGCCACGAGAGGUGUCCUUCCCUUCAGUGUCCCUGUAAAAACUGGCCAGUUUCCUGAUGAGUUGCUAGGGGGCACUAUUGUGUGAAUGAAAGAGCUGCUGCGGAGGAGAGGCCUAAUCAUGAGUCUUGAGAGGAGCCAGUCCAGACUUGACUCUAUUCACUUGCCUGUCUCUGGAACCCCUCACAUCCUCCAAGCCUGUCUGCCCAACGUGCCACUCCUCUGCCCGCUUCUUGGUCCCACCCUGCUCCUGAGGCCAAGAAGUUGCUGAGGACAGGGAGGCACUGGCAUAGUGUCAGCAUCACGUCUGAGCAGAGAAGCAGGAGGGAAGUGGCUGAUAGCUCAGGUGUUCUUGAAAAAAGUGCGUGUGCUUUGGGGGUGGAAAAGGACAUGAGGAAUAAAAGGACCUGGGAGCCCACUGAUCAGAAUGAAACAGAUGUUGAAAGAUUUUUCAAAUCUAUUGUUAGUUGUGCUCUGUGAUUAUGUUCUUGGUGAAGUGGAAUAUCUCCUCUUGGAGCGACCAGGUCAUGUAGCCUUAAGUAACGACACGGUGUCUGUUGAUUUUCAGUACUUUGUCAGUGGUAAUGUGACAGCAAAGAAUGUAUCCAUCCUACUGCUGGAUGCCAGCACCAACCAGACCAUUGCAAAAAAACAGCUUCCAUCAAGCCAGUCACGGGGGAUAGUAGGGUUUGAAUGUUUCUCUUUCAAGACUGCUGGGGACUAUUGGUUCAGAAUGAUCUCUGAGAUUGAUAAUGGCACUGAAUUUCACUGGAGGGGUGGGAGCACCCUCCUAAGUGUGGAAUGGCCUGUAUUUCACAUUGACUUGAACAGGACCUCUGAGGUGCUCAGGAGUUCCCUUCAGGUUGGACUUUUCACUAAUAAACAAUUGUGUGCUAUGAAUGAGACAGUGGUUUCAUUGGACGUGAUAUUCACCAACAGCCUGUAUGAACUAGGAAGAUUAAGCUCUAAUGAGGCAUUGGGAAUGCGAAUGAGCAAAGGAAUCUUUCUCUCUAGAUCCCAGUGGGUGGAGUUUGACUGCCCACCUGUUGACCAAGAAGUGUAUGUCACUGUGUUACUGAAAUCAUUAGAGACCAACUCAGUCAUCGCCUCAACAGGGCCCAUAGACCUUAUCCACAAAUUUGGAUACAAACUAGUAGUGGCGCCAGAAGUGAUGUGCAAGUCGUCCAUUCUGGUGUUUAUUGUCUCCCCUCCAUGCAUUGCCAUCAAUGGGAAGGUUGCUGUGUACAAGGAAGCUCUCAAACGUCCUGGUGAAAGAACGACAUGGCUAGAUGAAAACUUCCUACGCCCAGGGAGCAACAGAACAGAAUUUAACUGCACUUUAUUUGACGUGGGGAAAAAUAAAUAUUGCUUUGAAUUUUUUGACAUUUCAAGCCAAAGCCAAUCACCCCCAAGAGUUAAGGAAUGUAUGGUGAUCCGAAGGAAUAUAGAAACAUGGAGCCUGUGGCAGCCCUGGAGUUCUUGCAGCGUGACCUGUGGGGAUGGAGUCCGUGAGCGACACAGAGAAUGUCUCACAUCGCUGCCAGCAAAACCAGGCUGUGUUGGGACACCGAAAGAGACUUCGCUGUGCUCUCUAGAGGAAUGUUCUAUUAUAAAGCCUACCACCCCUCCUUCUGUACAGCACCAAGAGGACCAGAAAGCUAAUAAUAUAGUCACCAUCACUGGCAUCUCCUUGUGCUUGUUCAUAAUCCUAGCCACUGUUCUCAUCACCCUGUGGAGGAAGCUCUGCAGAGCUCAGAAGUGCAGCACCUCUGUGCGCUGUAACUCUGUCCAUUCGCCCAACUGCCACAAGAGCUCCGACGAAGAGAACAUCUGUCAAGCUGGCACGCAGCGGGAGAGCUUUUCCGCGGGCAGCGAAGCGCCUCGAGUGCAGGCCGGAGAGCCUGUUAACAUACCUUUGACCUGUAGGAGGAGCCUUCAAUUUGCUCAAGAAGAGGACACCUCUGUCAGUGACAGUUUUCAGUCAAAUGCUCAAAAAAUAAUCCCUCCAAUUUUCAGCUAUCGCCUUGCACAGCAGCAGCUGAAAGAGAUGAAGAAGAAAGGCCUGACUGAAACCACAAAGGUGUAUCACGUAUCUCAGACGCCUCUGACUGACACCGUUAUUGAUGCCACGGCUGUGCUUCCCCUGGGCACAGAAAACCAAGAGGAGGCUGCUGCACACAAAUUCAGGAUCAAAUCUCCAUUUCUGGAUCAGCCAGUCAGUCAUCUCAAAUUCCCUAGGGAAAAAUCUAAUUCUAGGGUGGACUCUGUACUGUCACAGGCCAAUCCUGUAACAAGCCCUAGUCAGACCCUCAUUAGACGAGCUCACCUGAAAUACCAAAAUAACAAAGGGGAGCCAUUAGAGAAAGGCUGUCACAGAAACCCACAGUUCAGAAGAACAGCCAGUUUCCAUGAAACUAAAAAGGUCAGGCCCUAUAGGGAACGGAGCAUGUCCACUCUUACCUCACGGCAGAUUCCUCUUUAUAGUGCCAGGACCAGAACGUGGGGUCAGGCACUGGAAGACAAGUCCCGGCCAACAUGUAAAGAUGCUGAUCCAAGUUCUGAAAAGUUUGACCAGUCUCAUUGCACUCUGUUAGCUGGUGAGCCACUGAGCUAUGGCACAAAAUACCGCCACAAAGGGGGCCCUCCAGUGGGGAGGCCGGAUCUGAUCAGUGACCGUCAGCCUGCAGGCCAAGUAGCAGGAGCUGACAAACCAGAGCCAAACAGAAACAGGAGGGGCUCUUCACCAAACCAUCGAGGGGCUUUGAGGAAAGAACCCAUCUCAACUCUGAAAGAUAAUUACCAGCGAGGCAGUGCUCUAAGCCCUGUCCAGUACAGAAAGGACAAAUGCCAGAGCUUCCCCACAGACCCUGAAUUUGCCUUUUAUGAUAAUAAUUCUUUUGGCUUAACAGAAUCGGAGCAAUGGAUGAUUGACCUGCCUGGAUAUUUUGGUUCAAAUGAAGAAGAUGAAACAAGUACUUUAAGUAUUGAGAAACUGGUGAUCUGAAUGACUGAUUGCAGUACUGUAGGGCGGGGGUGCGAGAGAAGAGCUGCAGAAUCUGUUGGUUUAUAAUAAAAGCAAUAAUGGAAACCAGGUUCCAGCUGUUUGGGGCAGGAGGGAAAUCCUACGGCCUGAUUUGUGAGCAUGCAUUUCUUUUUAAUUAAUAGAAAGGGCUUUGAUGUCAUUGUUUUGUCUAGUACACACACAUAACCUGGGAAAGCAAAUGGAAAUGAUAGUGUGACACAGAGAAAAUCGAACAGAUUUUAUUCUAUAGAGCACAGAAAAGAGCAGUGCUCAAUGAAUAAUUUAUACUGAAUCAUGAAUCCAGUCAAUUUAGACUCUUUUUCUGCUUGCGGACCAUCCACUAGCAGAGCACGACAUCCUGUAACAUCUGUUCAACACUAUUUAAUGAAUUGUUUCAGUUUUUUUUAACCUAGGUUGUGAACAGUUUUCAGCGUAUCUUUAAAAUUCACUAUUGGUCAUGGGGUUCUGCACAUCCGUUGGGUGCCCCCGCUUGCCCAGUGUGGGGCUGAUACACUCCGCCACACAGUCAUCAGGACUCUCAGCUGGGCCAGACAAACACAAUCAGGAUCUCUGGCCCACAGUGAGGGGCUGAACAGGCGAACCGUCUAUAGCUCCUGAGACUCCUGGCUGGGGCAAACAAUCACAAACAGGCCUUCAGCCCCUUGGGUGGGGCAGAGUAACCAGUCUAUAGCUGGGGUCUCCGGCGGUAAUAGCCACCUGCCAGUGCCGAGCCCACCCUGCUCCACCAGGUUCUGAUCCAGGGCCCUGUGGAGCCUGUAGUCUCCCUCUUCAGGAUUCAAGUAUCAGCUCCCAAUAUAUUCCCUCGGUCACUUCCUACCUCUAAGUCCACUUUGGGCUUGUCCUCCCGGGCAGAGGCUUGGCAUCUCCGUCGGCCUUCAUAGAUGGGGAUCCCUCAUCAUAUAGUCAGGGAGACUCGCUUCUGUAAUCUGGAAGGCUGGUGGUACCUCAGCAGGAGCUGGCAACGCAUGUCUGUCUUCCUUCUCCGCCAGCCAGGACUGGAGUGAGCUGUUCCCUUUUAUCUGCUCCCUCCAACUGGAGCAUGUGCAGCAGAGGUGACAGGGCCUGGCCUCUGGGCCAAAAGUGACUGGUUAACCCCUGCUUGCCCAGUGCGGCAUUGACACACCCCAUCACAUUAUUGAACUGUGUUGAUUGUUUGUAACUGGUCAGAUAAGUCAUGUGGUGUUUUUCCUGUUCCCUGAUUAGAUGAGGAGAGCAUGAGCAAUUCUGGAGUGAAUACUUGUUUACAAUUUGGUUUUUGUGAUUCAUCACAUACAAGACCUCGCCAUUUGUUUUCUGUGUUGGUGCCAGGAAAGCUUGAGAUUGCACAAACGUGUGGAAAGGAACAGAAAAGCAUUGUAGAAAAUAAACAGACUAGGUCUGAUAGUGUGGUCAAGGAAAAUUCAUUAACAAAUUUGAGUACUUGCUAAAACUGUUAGUGCAGUAUUCUUACCCACCUGUAGAAGCCAGUGAAAGACCUCUUACCUUCUCUCCUUCAUUGUAAUGCUCUUUCCCUGUAUUAAAUGUUGUAUUUUUAUUUUUGCUUAUACAAGUUGACAGAUACUACAGCAAGAUACAAAUAAAUUAUGAACAAAACCAGUGGAA